Messenger RNA from Protopolystoma xenopodis, 288 nucleotides. Lineage: Eukaryota; Metazoa; Platyhelminthes; Monogenea; Polystomatidea; Polystomatidae. The record is from the annotation of a GenBank genome assembly.
AUGGCAAGACUAAUUGAUGAUGCUGACUACGAUGCCGGCGAAACGGACCUUGUUGAAAAUUUGAAGAGCGAGACCAGCGGGCAGUUCAAAAAUUUGAUCACGCUUAUGAUGUUUGAUCAUUUUUAUGCUCUGGCGCACUCGCUUUACAAGGCAAUGAAAGGUGCUGGCACCGACGAGUUAACCCUGAUCGAAAUCCUCUGCACGGCCACCAAUCAGGAGCUCGAGCUAAUCAAGGAGGCUUACAGUCAAGGUUGUACCAAAUUGCCAUCUGCAUAUUUUUUUAAUUAA